AUGGCGCGCCGACGGCCCCGCUCGCGCGCGCGAUCGAUCGCGGUGAUGGUCGUCCUCGCGCGCGCGGCGUCGGCGCGCGCGCAAAGCGUGGGGCGACGCGAAUCGCACGCGAUCGAGGGGCGGUUUGAUUUCACACCGCUCACCGCGAUCGGGCUGAAUCCGAACGAGAUCACGGUGACGGUGUCCACGGAGUCGCACGGGAAGCGAUUCGCGCGCGUGCGCGCGGACGGGACGUUCGCGCUGCGGGACGUCCCGGCGGGACGACACCGAUUGGACGUGGACGCGCUCGGGUUGAAUUACCCGCCGCUGGCGGUGACGGUUCGAGGAGAGAACGACGACGAGGGUGAACCGGGAAGCGUGGUGGCGACGUACGCGGAAGACGUGGAGGUGGUGGUGGAGACGAUGCCGUUGAAAAUGGUCCCGGCGAGCGUCGCGGAGUACUUUGAGCCGGCGACGACGCUGCGGCCGGCGGAUGUGGUGAAGCAUCCGUUGUUCUUGGUGAUGUGUGCGAUGGUGCUCGCGGUGCUCAUGCCGAAAUUGUUGGAGAUGAUCGAUCCUGAGGAGUUGGAGGCGUUACGGCGGGACAUGGCGAGGGCGGGGGCGAAGAUGGAGCGGACGACGAAUGCGCCGCGUCCGGAACGAGUCGCCGCGACGUCGACGUCCAACGCAAACAAGAUGGACUGA
Messenger RNA from Ostreococcus tauri, 684 nucleotides. RefSeq names its product Domain of unknown function DUF2012. Bases 1 to 684 code for a protein of 227 amino acids. The record is from RefSeq and is a predicted model, not a curated record. The transcript has a single exon. NCBI's taxonomy places the organism in Eukaryota, Viridiplantae, Chlorophyta, Mamiellophyceae, Mamiellales, Bathycoccaceae. Gene Ontology annotation, cellular component: EMC complex.